This is a messenger RNA of Dioscorea cayenensis subsp. rotundata (Guinea yam), 813 nucleotides long. Its product is annotated as 21 kDa protein-like. Gene Ontology annotation, molecular function: enzyme inhibitor activity. The transcript has a single exon. The coding region runs from base 21 to 659 and encodes 212 amino acids. The record is from RefSeq and is a predicted model, not a curated record. Lineage: Eukaryota; Viridiplantae; Streptophyta; Magnoliopsida; Dioscoreales; Dioscoreaceae. Gene Ontology annotation, biological process: negative regulation of catalytic activity.
CUUCAAAGUCCAACCAAACCAUGAACUCCAUCAACCAUUCCCUCAUCUUCAUCUUCAUCUCCAUCUCCACCUUCAUCUUCUCCGGCGAGCUCAUCACCAUCUCCGGCAAGCCCACCACUACCACCACCACCACCACAGACUUCAUCCGCACAUCAUGCAACGUCACACUCUACCCAUCACUCUGCAUCAACUCCCUCUCAUCCUACUCAGCCACUGUGCGCCAUGACCCACGUCAACUCGCCCACGCCGCCAUCUCCGUCAGCGCCGACCGUGCCAGCGCUGCCUCAGCCUUUGUCUCCCGUCUCUCCGCCAACUCCUCCAAGUCACUGAGCUCCCGUGACGCCGGCGCCGUCAAAGACUGUGUGGAGACAAUGAAGGACAGUGUAGAUAAGUUAAGGAACUCAGUGAAGGAGAUGGAAAAGAUAUUGGGAAAAGUUGGGAAGAGAGAGUUUGCAUGGUGUGUUAGCAACGUUCAGACGUGGGUGAGUGCAGCGUUGACUGAUGAGAGUACGUGCAUGGAUGGAUUGAAGAGCAUGAAUAAUAAGAAUAAUGGAGCUGUGCUUGUUAGGGUUGGGAUUAAUAAGAAGGUGGUGGAGGUGGUGCAUACUACUAGUAAUGCUCUUGCUCUUGUUAAUCAUAUGGGUUCUCCUACUUAUUAAUAAUCUAGUGAUCAUUAUGCUUAAUAUAUUAUUAGUUCAUGCAUGCAUGCAUGGAUGGAUGUACUUUUGUCUUUCUCUUUGGUCUUGUGUGUUUGUUGGAGUACUUGCAAAUGUUUGCUAAUUGAGUUCAUCAGUUGAUAAAUGUUUUGAUAUA